AUGGAGAACGUUGGAUACCGUCACGCCUUACGUAGGGAUAUAGAUAUAAGACGAAGACAUCACGAUUUGAAAGGUGAAAAACUUUGUAUGGAAAUUCAAUACCUUUCAGAUCAGCAACAAAAAAUCCAGCUAAAAACUUUUACCAACUGGAUCAACCAUACUCUUAAAAAGAAUGGUUCCAGUAGAAGAGUGACAGAUCUACUAGAAGAGGUUAAAGAUGGAGUUAUAUUAUUAGAGAUAAUACAAAUACUGACCAAAGAAAAAGUGACAAAAGGGAGACCAAGUUCAACGAAAAGACCGUUACAGAUUAACAAUGUUUCUACAGCUUUAGAUUUCCUUAGUACAAAGGGG
This is a messenger RNA of Lottia gigantea (owl limpet), 351 nucleotides long. RefSeq lists its product as hypothetical. Gene Ontology annotation, biological process: nuclear migration. The transcript is spliced from 4 exons. NCBI's taxonomy places the organism in Eukaryota, Metazoa, Mollusca, Gastropoda, Lottiidae. The annotation marks the transcript as partial. Gene Ontology annotation, cellular component: cytoplasm; nuclear outer membrane; meiotic nuclear membrane microtubule tethering complex. The record is from RefSeq and is a predicted model, not a curated record. Gene Ontology annotation, molecular function: actin filament binding.